Molecule: messenger RNA, 1073 nt
Organism: Corticium candelabrum
Lineage: Eukaryota; Metazoa; Porifera; Homoscleromorpha; Homosclerophorida; Plakinidae
Product: small ribosomal subunit protein mS22-like
Exons: 7
Coding region: 17-985 (322 amino acids)
Cellular component (GO): mitochondrial small ribosomal subunit
Molecular function (GO): structural constituent of ribosome
Source: RefSeq, a predicted model, not a curated record
CACGCGCGAGAGUGGAAUGAGUUUUGCAGCGUUUUCGUCCCGUUUUUUUGUUGCUACACGAUGUCUGUCCGCUAAAUCUAGCAAAUAUGCCGUGGCCACGUUUUUUGACCGUCGUGUUCAGACUUUGUUGAGUGAAAUGACAGGUUUGAAUUUGGACAAGGUUUUUGCUCCUAGAAAGGAACGUCUCAGACAACCAAAAUAUCAACUGAUGUCAGAAGAACAAUUCGCUAAGGCUGAAGAGGACAGUAUCGAGAAAGCUAAGAAACUGCUGAGAAUGCCUCCAGUGUUGGAGCAGAGGAAAGACAUCGACGAAAUUAUAGAUCACGACAAGUUAUUGGAUGGCCAUGAUGUGGACAAUGCAAAUCUGGUCUUUAUGGACAUCAGUUUAGACAUUCACAACAGGGAUUGUCGAAUUGUCGUUCGUGAACCAAAUGGAGUACUAAGACAAGCUACAUGGGCAGAGAGAGACAAGAUGAGACAGAUCUACUUCCCAGUGGAAGGAAGGAAGUUACACAUACCAGCUUUGUUGCAGUCAGAGAAUUUGCAGUCUCUCUUUGCUCAAGGUAAACAUGAGUAUGUGCUAGAUGUAGCAAAUGUCCAGUGUGAUCCUGAUUCUGAAGACUAUAUCAGAGUUCAUGAAGAGACAUAUGAAGAUAUCAACAAACGUCAGUGUCAUGAAGUUCUUCGUUCUACUCGUCAUUAUGGAGGCAUGGUCUACCAUUUACUAAAAAAAGAUCUAAUAGAAAAUUUGCUGUUGAGCAUAUUGGAGGGUGGGAGAAUGGAUGAUGCAGAAAGGCUCAUUAAACUGCAUCAUCUCUUCCACCCAUCUACAAGUUCUUCUACUCAAUGCAAACAGAAGGGCGUAUCUGGAGCGGAACUCGUUGAAAUGCAUUUGAGGCUGCAUGGGCCAGAAAAGGCGUUGAACUACCUUGAACGAUUAGAAAAAGGAUCUCAACGUGUACAUUCUAGUCUAGGAAGUUUGUAGUAAAUGUACUAAACAAAGAUAACAGGGUAAUACGGGUACACUGUACUGUGUCAACCUCCUGUGACGUCACACCACACCUUCUGUAGUG